Molecule: messenger RNA, 2612 nt
Organism: Oncorhynchus keta (chum salmon)
Lineage: Eukaryota; Metazoa; Chordata; Actinopteri; Salmoniformes; Salmonidae
Gene: gpx2
Product: glutathione peroxidase 2
Exons: 2
Biological process (GO): response to oxidative stress
Molecular function (GO): glutathione peroxidase activity
Source: RefSeq, a predicted model, not a curated record
AAAUGGGAGAUGGGGUGGGCAGAGGGCAUGGUUAAAUUAUUCACAAGCAGAAAUACAAUCCAGGCUAGCAAAAAGGGCUCAUUUACCAGUGGAAGACUAACCCAUACUCAAGCAUGCAUGAAGCCAAAAACUCAAAUCUAAAACAGACAUAAUGUUCAAUACUAUUGUUAGUAGCUUGAAUGUUUUGUGAAUUUACAAGUUGUCAUGACAAAUUCUAGGUAUUUUUACAGGCUGAAAAGCUGUAGCAAAUGCCACUAUGGUGCAUGCACAUACACUAUUAUAAAGGGCUGUGUACAUGGUUCCCUUCUCAAUAUUCUCACAGGAAAUAAGUCAUUUGUAAUGACAAUUGUACUUUUAUUUAUUUUUCUUUCUUUAUAUAUAUAUAUAUAUAAGUUACCUUUUAUUUAACAAGGUAAGUCAGUUAAGAACAAAUUCUUAUUUACAAUGACGGCCAAAGCAUGACGAUGCUGGGCCAAUUGUGUGCCGCACUAUGGACUAUGGGACUUCCAAUCACAGCCUGGUGUGAUACAACCUGGAUUCAAACCAGGGACUGUAGUGAUGCCUCUUGCACUGAGAUGCAGUGCCUUAGACUGCUGCGCCACUCAGGAGUCAAAUACUAGCAUAGUGUAUUUUACUGUACAUUACAUCUCUGGUAAAUGUUUCGAUACUGUGGAAUACAUUUGUUACUAGAUCAGAUUCACAGACAAGAGUCUGGCUGUAAAACCGCUAGGUGUAUUUGGCCAACAUGAAGAACAUGUCAUUUGUAUAAAAAAACAUUACGUAUUUAGUAUGCAACUAAUCUUGUUUUUUAAAUUUGGCCAUUUUAACAAACCAUGCAACGAAUAACCAUAGAUUUAAUUUAACAUGACCCCGUUCAUACCGUUCUGUGCAAGUUUACAAGCUGAGAUAUGAGCCUAUCUACCUUUGUGUGUGACAGUAUUGUAUGUCAGGUGGGUAUCAUUUUACUGCAGAGAUAUUUGACACCCAGGUAAGGCAGGCACAUAUCUGAAGUCCGGUGACCUGAGGUAGUAAUACACACAGACACACUGGUCCUCACUACUGCCAGUAACUACAGAACAGGACCAUGGCGUUCAUCGCGAAGACCUUCUAUGAUCUGAAGGCCACGACCCUGGAGGGGAAUUCAGUAGAUUUCAAUGUGUUUCGAGGGCGGGUGGUCCUCAUUGAGAAUGUGGCAUCGCUCUGAGGGACAACCACCCGGGACUACAGCCAGCUCAAUUUGCUCCAGAGCAAGUACCCUCACCGGCUAGUGGUCCUGGGCUUCCCCUGCAAUCAGUUUGGCUACCAGGAGAACUGUUCAAAUGGGGAGAUCCUGAACUCAUUAAAGUAUGUGCGUCCAGGAGAUGGCUACCAGCCUGGCUUCACUGUCUUUGAAAAGUGUGAUGUGAAUGGAACCAACACCCACCCUGUCUUUGCCUAUUUGAAAGACAAACUUCCCUAUCCUGAUGAUGAUCCACACACCCUCAUCCAGGAUCCUAAAUUCCUCAUCUGGAGUCCCAUCAGCAGGACAGACAUCUCUUGGAAUUUUGAGAAAUUCCUGGUUGGGCCAGAGGGAGAGCCCUUUAAACGUUACAGCAAAAAAUUUGAGACUAUCAACAUUGAGCCUGACAUUCAAAGACUGUUGAGACUAACCAAGACCUGAAAAUAGCAUGGGAAUGUUCUCCUUGUGUACUACUCAUUCUGCUACACAAAUGACUUCACAUGUAUGAUAGACAGGGACUAUUAUGGCGUCGUCCAUCCUUUUGAGUUUUACUAAAUGAGGUUAAUAUUCUAAAAACUUGGGAGUAUUAUCUGAGGCCAUGUAAAUGCUCAAGAGUUAUGGGUUAUGCUUUGAUAAGUCUUCUUGCUCAUGUAAUAAAAAUAUGGAAAGCAUCAGCUAUAUUUUUGUAUGCCCUCCAGCAGUGAUCCUGACCUAUAGUAAACCCUCUCCUCUGUCUUUUUCUAUGCUGGCCAGCAGGUGGUGCCACUAACUUGAGUUUGGAUUAGAUUUUUGCCACCAACUCGUUGAGUUGUUAGUGAAGUUUGUCAGACGAAAGGCAAUAUAUACACAAGGUUACUGUAGUUGGAAUAAAAUUAUUAGAUUCUACUUGUAAAAAAAAAACUGUUCUUAUCGUUCCACCAUAUCCCAUGUGUAUUAAUCAUGUUAUAAUUUGACAUUUUCUAGUUUCACAUUACACUUUUAUUUUAGUGACUGUCCAAUGUUUCCAGAUUUCUAUGAAAUAUGACAUAUAAUUAAUAACAACAUGAGUGACGAAGUUUUCGUUCCAAAAAAUGGUAAUUAAGUAUGUUAAAAAACACAUUUCGUUUUGGAAUAGUGGGUGUGUAAAUGGGUUAGCUGACAACAUCACGAAAAUGAUGUGCACAAUUCAAUGGGGCUGUAGUCUGUGUGUUGUGAUUCUGAAUGACCAGGGUCUGGAUUCCCCAUAGCGAUGGAAUUUAGGCAUACGUCACACCUUUUUCCCAAAACACCAUCCAGUUAACUCGUUCCAAAGUGAAAUUUAACUGUGUUGUUACAGGAGCUGCUGUCCCCCGUGCUGAAAAUUAUUCCAGAAAAAAGUCUUAAGGAUCCGCCCCUUUUUAAAAAUAUCAGCCUA